AGACUACAGCUGCCUCAGGAUUCUUUUAACGCGCUUGCUUUUCAAUUCGAGGAACUUUGUAUAAUACGGAAAUAUUACCAACGACUGAUUUAUUCUGAAAGUAUACAUGCAAGCAUUUUGUUCUAAUUCAACUGUCGAAGAGAGCAUCCAUGUUCUUGGAGAUGCCAGCUGCCUUCAUGGAUAACUUUGACCAGGGAAGUCCUUUCUCGCAAAGUGAUUCUCAGAGUCCUCAAGAUUGGAGCACACAGUCAGAUGGCCAUGGGCACCAUCGCAAAGAGAAAAACAGAGAUGCAGCACGCAAGAGUCGAAGAAAACAGACAGAAAAGGCAGAUGUACUGCACGAGGAACUCCAAGAUCUAGAGCAGUCUAAUGCCGCAUUCCGAAAAGAAAUCGCUGAGCUGAAGAAGGAGCUUCAAAUCUACACCACUGCUUUGGAGCAACAUGAACCUCGCUGCACUAAACUCUGUCCAUAUGGACCAUCAGUUAGUGUUCCAGUAGGUCCACCCACAGCUGCACCCUCUACCUCAGAUUUCAACUUCGUCCCUGAACCCAACCUCUUUUCGGACCUUUCAUUUUUACCAGACACUAAUUUAGUGGACUUGCCUCUAACAGGGCUCCUCGACAGUAGCGAUUGGUCUCCUUGGGACACAUUGAAUGGGAAUGGGUGCCUACAGCAGUUUUGAGGUGCAGUACAGUCUAGUUAUGUUCUUAUUUAAUGACAAGCCAUACACACUACUACAUACUGCAAACAGCUCUUUUUAUUGUGUUCAAAUGCAAGCGGUGCUAAAAGCCAUGAUAAGGUGUGAAUAUGUUGUAACUUCUAAUUUAUUUAAGCAAGACUUACAGAUGGCAAGAUUUAUUUUUACAUGUAGCUAUAUUUUAAAUAUGAAA
Molecule: messenger RNA, 891 nt
Organism: Rhinichthys klamathensis goyatoka
Lineage: Eukaryota; Metazoa; Chordata; Actinopteri; Cypriniformes; Leuciscidae
Gene: batf2
Product: basic leucine zipper ATF-like transcription factor 2
Exons: 3
Coding region: 150-683 (177 amino acids)
Biological process (GO): regulation of transcription by RNA polymerase II
Cellular component (GO): nucleus
Molecular function (GO): DNA-binding transcription factor activity, RNA polymerase II-specific; RNA polymerase II cis-regulatory region sequence-specific DNA binding
Source: RefSeq, a predicted model, not a curated record